CCAUAUUUCUGAUACAUAACAAAAACAACGUGGUAUCAAAUUGUUCAACUGUUUAACUAUUUAACUAUAUAAAUUACUUGACCAUAACUUACGUCAAUUAUUUUUUCUCAAACAAAAUUCUCGAUUCUCUGUGGAUGUGUUUUGUGUACGCCUCAUACCAAAUUUCACUAAAUAACAAAAAAACUUACAUCAUUUAUUUUUUCUCAAACAAAAUUCUCGAUUCUCAAAAUUCUCAAAAAACAGUUUAGUUUAAAAAAAUUAUUCAGAUAUUUUGACUGAUAGAUUACUGAAUCAAUUUUAUAUGGCAUUUAAGUCUCAACUAGUAUUAUUUUCACUCCCUUCUGCGUUUAUUUGUUUAUCGCUAACUAAAUUCUUUGGUGUUUGUUUUCCUUAAAAAUUUUUCGGUUAGGUGAGUUUUGUCAUGUGGAAGAAGUUGCGUGAGGCUGUUUUCAGUCGGUCUGUGACUGAGCUUCAGCCAAUAGACGAGAACAAAACAGAUAAUGAAGAGAAGAAACCAGACUCGUCAAGCAAUAACAACCGGAGGAGGAACCGGCGACCCCAGCGCAAAUCAUCGACUAGAGUGUUCACCACUAGAGACGGGGGGUUGCUGAUUGAGACUGCGGGGGGCCGGGGGAAGAACAGUCGAGGAGGAUGGUCUCUCAAUUUUAAUCCCUCCUCCUCACAAAACCACGAGUCGGAAUGGACCGCCACUGAUCAGAUGGAUGCGGCCAGGAAGCAAAUGAGGGCAAGAGUGUUGCAGAAGACAGGGAUGCCAGAUGUAGAUCUCGUGCACAAGGACUCCCCCCUCAGGGACAACCCCCUUAUGCCCAAACGACCCUUCAAAUCACGUGUGGACCACAACUCGAUUGUGAUAUCGACCAAAUCGAGCAGCAGUGCCUACAAGUCCACACCCACCAGCGAAUCCCCCUCCCGCAAGAAGUCCAGCACGUCAUCUUCUGCAUUCAUACCCCAAUUAGACAAAGUGUCGACCAGUGGUGUACUUGAUGAGAAUGAGACUCGAUCGACCAUCUCCGGGGGAGGGGUACGGGGAGGGGUCAAAGGUGGGGACGGGGAUGUUGGCAAGAAGAAAGUCAGACCCCCGAAGAAAACUUCAACCUCCUCCGCUCCUGUUUUCGAGACUGAUAAAAGAGUAGAUGUCAAACAGCAAGAAAGAUUGCUGAAACAGGACAGAGAAAGAACGAUGGCAGCACUGGCAGCGGCAGAGAGCGAUCCACAAACGACUUUGAAGUAUGCCUCAAGGCCAUCCAAGUGUGCAUGGACCAUACACCCAGUGUACAAAUGGCAAGCGCCCAAUCUGUUCCAGAAGGCAUUCCUCCCCACCAUAGACUCACUGGAGAACCUACUCACAAAACAGGUGCUGAUCGAGGGUGAACUGACUUAUCUGCUCGGGUCAGUUCGGGCCAGCCAGUUUGGGUCCAUCACCAACCCCGGCUUCUGCAUCAAUUCCGGAAUAUACAUCUGGAUCUCUGACUUCGACGGGCCAGAAACCAUCACGCAACGCAAACUCAGGGUUCAGCUGGAACUUCUGGGAAUCAAAAGUAUGUCCAUAACUUCUGAAGAUUUAUCAAUUUGUGUGUACCAAUUAGCCGAAUUUGAUCACAACUUGAUCGGAAAAGUUCACCAAAUGACAUUUCCUAAUAAGGAAUCUGAUUUGAGACUAGACCUCAAAUGUGAAGCUGAUCUGGAAGCAACUGUCAAUCAAAACGGAAAAGUUCAAGAAGGAGACAAAGGUGAAACAGGGAACAAAGGUCAACAACCAAAUCCAGGUCAAGUUGUAAAAGAAGAUAACGGCGCUGCUUUCAAAAGCAUAGCAUCAAUUAGUAGCAAUGCAACGGUUAUGAAAAAAAUCUCAACAUCUAGUCUCAAAUCCGAAUACCAAACAGUCGAAAAAGAGAAAAAAGAUUCAAGUUAUGGACGCAAAAUUCCAAUAGGUUCAAAUAUUCACUUGAACGAUGGCAAAUCUAGUAGCGCCUUUGCCGCCUCAAUCAAAAUUGAUGUCACAAAAAUAUUCGGAAGGUCUGAAAGAAAAUCCGAUGUCCAGUUAUGGGUCACCUUAGAACCAAGAAGCUCUCAAAAUCGGAAAACUAGUCAGAAUGGAUCUAUCGCUCAAUACGUGAAAUUCAGAGGAGUGCAGUUUGUUUAUGAAAAAGUAGUCGGGGUUAAUAAAAAGUAUUAAAAAAGUCAUAUUAUUAAUAAACUGUUUCCAUUCGCUGCUACCAAGUCGUUUGCUAGUUUAAAGUAGAAGUUAAAUUUAUAUAAAAGAUUUGGUGAUGUUUGUGAUCUAGGUUAAUGAAAUGAAUUUUUUAUCUGAAUCUGUUAAUUUAUUUUAC
Molecule: messenger RNA, 2351 nt
Organism: Symsagittifera roscoffensis
Lineage: Eukaryota; Metazoa; Xenacoelomorpha; Acoela; Convolutidae
Exons: 8
Coding region: 422-2197 (591 amino acids)
Source: RefSeq, a predicted model, not a curated record